Messenger RNA from Gaeumannomyces tritici R3-111a-1, 474 nucleotides. RefSeq lists its product as hypothetical. Lineage: Eukaryota; Fungi; Ascomycota; Sordariomycetes; Magnaporthales; Magnaporthaceae. The transcript has a single exon. Bases 1 to 474 code for a protein of 157 amino acids. The record is from RefSeq and is a predicted model, not a curated record.
AUGAAGCUGAAAGCCGGGGUGCUGUGCCAUAGCGGCAUUAGCGCCCCGAAGGCUCGGUCUCAUUGCUUCAUCACUCACACCAAUGUGCCCUGGCCUGGGGUUUGGAAUGACGCCCGUGCAUUAGUGCAUGACGGCGCCGAUGCGCCAUCUCCAUCCCCCUCGACAUCACGUCCGAAGGAGCGGUGUCAUGUACGGGGAGGGACAUGGCCUUGCCCAAGCGUGGUGCGUUGCAUGGAGCACACGACCGCGCGCCGGCUGGGGCUCUUCCAAAGCCCUACGAAGAGGCAGGUGCACAUGCCCCAGGCCUCGCAAGGUUAUCCCGGUGCGGCUUCUCGACGUAUCGCACCGGAUACCCGGCCAAAGCCGUCCACUGCCACGGAACAGAACCAAUGGCACGCACACACAACGCCCCCCUGCAGGACUAAAACGCCCCUGGCAGCCCUAAGCAAUGCCAAACAGUGCCGCCACCGCUGA